Perkinsus marinus ATCC 50983 is the source of this 237-nucleotide messenger RNA. RefSeq lists its product as hypothetical. The transcript has a single exon. The annotation marks the transcript as partial. NCBI's taxonomy places the organism in Eukaryota, Perkinsozoa, Perkinsida, Perkinsidae. The record is from RefSeq and is a predicted model, not a curated record.
GGGUGGCUCUACCAUCGAGCUGGUACGGAGCAUGAUCGACUUCCAGAACAAAACUCCACACUGGGCAACAAUCAGCGUGGACUUCUCCGAUGCAUUUGGCACCAUCAAACACAGUGCCAUAGCCGAAGCUCUUAAAGAAUUUGGCACGAAUGGACGUCUCAUCAACUGGAUAUCAAGCUGGCUGAAUCAUAGGAAGUCAAGCCUCACUAUGGGGACGGAGACUCGGACCAGAUACAG